Molecule: messenger RNA, 602 nt
Organism: Drosophila suzukii
Lineage: Eukaryota; Metazoa; Arthropoda; Insecta; Diptera; Drosophilidae
Source: RefSeq, a predicted model, not a curated record
GUUCACAGUAGCUAGUGUAACAUUUUACUCGUCCAUUUUGGCGAAAAUCAGCGAGGAAGCAGGAGCAAAAACUUGAGUUCCUUAAAAGGUAGAGAGCAAGAUGCCUGGUGUAACAGUUAAGGAUGUAGACCAGCAAGUUCUGACAAAGAAUUUGGCUGCUUUUAAAAAAUCGGGAAAAGUCUUAGUGCCGGAGCAGGCCGACUAUAUAAAGACGGCCAAGUUCAAGGAGACUGGGCCAACUGACGACGAUUGGUUCUACAUUCGCUGUGCCUCCAUCAUGAGACACCUGUACCUGCGCAGUCCUUCCGGAGUCGCGGUUACCAAAGUCUACGGAGGACGCAAGCGCAACGGGGUUCAUCCGUCUAAGUACUGUCGCUCUUCGGACGGCUGCAUUCGCAAGGCCCUUCAAGCCUUGGAAAUUGCUCGCAUGGUGGAGAAGCAUCCGGAUGGGGGUCAACUGACUUCACUUGGUCAACGUGACUUGGAUCGCAUUGCCAACCGCAUUGUAACCAAGCAUCGAGAGGCCUUUACACCACUCUCGAUAAUUGUCACCACAUAAACACUUCAUUUCAAGAUUACUUUUCGAGAGCUUCACAUACAUA